This is a messenger RNA of Triticum urartu, 976 nucleotides long. RefSeq lists its product as uncharacterized. The record is from RefSeq and is a predicted model, not a curated record. NCBI's taxonomy places the organism in Eukaryota, Viridiplantae, Streptophyta, Magnoliopsida, Poales, Poaceae.
CCCUACCUCCUCACCAGCAAACCUGGCAAAUAAUAGCCGGCAAGAGAACACCCAAACAACCAGGAAAAUCCACACGCCAUCAUGGCCACCACGCGACUCCGCCUCCUACUCCUCCUAUUCACGCUGCUCGCCGGCACCGCCGUCUUCUCCGUCUCCGCCGCCCGCGACGCCCCUGCCGAGCCGGCCGUCGCGGGUCCGGUCGGCGCGGAGCCGAGCGCCUACGAGAUGUUGGAGAAAUUUGGCUUCCCAAAGGGAAUACUCCCGGUGGGCGUCACCGGCUACACGCUCCGGCGGUCGGACGGCGCGUUCCAGGUGUUCAUGGACAAGGAUUGCGAGUUCGAGGUGGACGGCGGGUACAAGCUUACCUACAAGCGGACGAUCUCCGGCAGGGUGGCCGGCGGCAGCUUGUGGGACCUCCGGGGCGUCUCGGUGAAGAUCUUCUUCGUCAACUGGGGCAUCGACCAGGUGGUCAUGGCCGACGCCGACCACCUCAUGUUCUACGUCGGCCCGCUCUCCCAGGCCUUCACGUCGGACAACUUCGAGGAGUCCCCGCAGUGCAGGUGCCGUGGCAACGGCGUCGCGGACGUUGGCGAGGGCGCCGGCGUGGGCGUGGCGACGAUGUAGGAUCGGGCAGUUGGUUACGUGAUUUCAUAUACGUACGUGUACGCAACAAACUGUUGGUUAAUUUGGUUUCCGGGAUUGGCGCGCGUGCAAUUCUUGCACGCGAUGCUGUGAAUUAGUUGAUGUAAGUCGACGGAUGCACAUCAUGAUUGGUGUGCGUGCAAUGCGCUGCACACGGAGGAAAAGGACCCCAUCAAAUAGGGUGUCGAUUCUAUUUGCCUUAUCUUUGUGAUUCUUCUUCUUCUUCUUCUUCUUCUUCUUCUUCUUCUUCUUCUUCUUCUUCAUAAUGCGUGCAAUUGUCAUAUUUUGCUGAGUACUCCCUUCGUCUCAUAAUAUAAGAGUGUUUUUAAUAUUA